Ilex paraguariensis (yerba mate) is the source of this 252-nucleotide messenger RNA. NCBI's taxonomy places the organism in Eukaryota, Viridiplantae, Streptophyta, Magnoliopsida, Aquifoliales, Aquifoliaceae. The record is from the annotation of a GenBank genome assembly.
AUGCAAACGGUUCAAACUGAGAGACCCAUGAAAUCCCCACCAUCCCCGCUUAUGAGUGAGACUGAACUUUUGAAUAGUCGGCGAAUCGCGAAGGAGGAGUACUCUAUCGACGAAUUUCAUGAACUUACGGAGACAUCGGAUUCUUUGAGUGAGAAGAUGAGAUUGGGGACAGAGGCCCAAAGAUUCUCCCAUCUUUUCGAAACAACACUGGUUCUCAUAACGUAUUUCAUCUCCAGAAAGGAGAGAAUGUGA